Molecule: messenger RNA, 1033 nt
Organism: Musca vetustissima
Lineage: Eukaryota; Metazoa; Arthropoda; Insecta; Diptera; Muscidae
Product: ATP-binding cassette sub-family G member 4-like
Exons: 5
Cellular component (GO): plasma membrane
Molecular function (GO): ATP hydrolysis activity; ABC-type transporter activity; ATP binding
Source: RefSeq, a predicted model, not a curated record
UUUCAAAAAAGCUCAGAAACAAAUUUUAAAAGGUUUAAGUGGUGAAUUUCGUGCUGGAGAAUUGUCAGCCAUCAUUGGACCAUCUGGAUGUGGAAAAACAACGCUUAUUAAUCUGUUGGCGGGAUAUAGAAUCAAGCGUAAAUCGGAUAAUAUUUUCAUAGACGAUCGACCACUAAAUCGUGGUAAAUUUCGUAAAAUAUCACGUUAUGUCUUACAAGAUGAUUAUAUUUCACCACAUUUCACGGUUGUCGAAACAAUGAUGAUGGCAUCGAAAUUCAAAUUGAAUCCCUGCUGUAAUCGAGAACAACGUUAUGCCACCAUUUCGACGCUGUUGGAAUUUUUCGGUCUACAGGAGCAGGCCAACACAAGGAUAGCAAAUUUAUCGGGUGGUGAACUGAAACGGGUGUGUAUUGCAGUGGAAUUAAUAAAUAAACCGGUGGUGAUAUUUCUCGAUGAACCAACAACAGGCCUAGAUGAAUCAACAGCUUAUCAGUGCCUGUUGCAGUUGAAGAAGUUGGCCCAAAGUGGCCACACUGUCAUUUGUACCCUUCAUUCGCCAUCAUUCCGUUUGCUGCAAUUAAUUGACAAUAUUUACACAAUGGCCGAGGGACAAUGUGUCUAUCAGGGCGCCGUUCAAAAUAUAGUUCAAUAUUUGGAAUUAUUUGGUUUGAAAUGUCCGAUGAAUUAUAAUCCAGCUGAUUUUCUUAUUGAAGCUACCACUCAUGCCUAUGGUAAUAUUCACGAUCAAAUGGUAAAAGCCGUAGAUAAUGGUAAAAUACUCAAAUGGCAGCCACUUCGUGAGAAAAAUCUGCCGAAUACUCCAACCGAAAAUGGCUGUGUGAAAUUAACAAUACCUGCAUCAAAUCUGGAACCGGAAUCCGAUAUGGAAUUAAAGGAAUGCGUUAAAAUUUCAUGGUGGCUACAGUAUAAAUGGCUGUUGCAAAGAAUAUUAAUAAAUAUAUGCAGAGAUAAGAUUGCACUGGAUGUCUAUUUACCCGUAGCCUUGACAAAAAUCUACUGUAGUGCAAUAUAG